GGAGAAGAGAGAGCGAUCGACAAAAAAAAGAAAAGAAAAAAAAAACACUUUCGAUAGCAAAAUCUGUUACUUGACGAGUUUUGGGCGUUGUCUGCUUUGUGGAUAACGGUUUUAUAUUUUGACCGUUACAUAUCUGCCCUCUGCUGAAUAAAGAUGGCGACUUCGUCACCGUCUCUGAGUAACAAUGGUUUCUCCGCCGGCGUCACGCCUCCCAGAACUCUCCGUGGCCUCAACAAACCCAAGUGUAUCCAAUGCGGCAACGUCGCUCGCUCCAGAUGUCCGUUUCAAUCUUGUAAGGGUUGCUGUUCAAGAGCUGAGAACCCCUGCCCAAUUCACGUUCUUAAAGGAGUUGUGACGACUGCUGAGAAGACGGCACCAAGUACCCCAUCAUCAGAUCAGAAAGCAUCAGAGGGCACUCCCGGGAGUACAAGUAGAGGUUCAUCAAUCCGCCAACUUUCUAGCAACUUUGCUCAGUUUAAUAACCUGAAUGCCGUUUCUCGCCAGAGAAAGCCUUUGACCAUAAAGGAUGCUCAAGCGUUAAACGACUGGCGGUUUACAAAGCUAAAAGAGUACAGAGACAGAAACAUUGAAGUGGAAAAUGAAGCUUUUGAUCGGUACAUGAGUAAUGUCAAUCUACUAGAAGAAGCCUUUUUAUUGGCAUCUGUUUCUGAAGAGGAACCAGCAGCUUCUGAGCGAAACAGCGAGGAAAGAACUGUUUCAGAGCUUAAACUCAGGCUGAGAUCGAACUCCGCAAGAGCGGAGGGCUUCAAGAAGAGGAUCACAGAGACUGUCAAAGCCGGUUUGGUGAAGGUUCAGAAACCUGGUGGGAAAUCUGAUGAUCAAGAUGACAUCAAAAGAAGGUUCAAAAGACGUAAAUUAGAAGAGAAAACUUCAACUUUAAAUGAAAUAAUCGACAAACAGAACAAAGCAAGAAUCGAAGAGGAUCUCAAAUCUUGCUUAGAUAUGAAAUCAAAGCUAUGCGGUAAUUUUUCUUCCAGCUCAGAAUCCGACAAGAACAUGAUUUUCCCGGCUUCUGUCCGUAAAGUUGAGAUCAGCAAAGAAGCACUUCAGAAAAUGGGCGAGGAGCUUCAAUCUUUUGACCAGGCUGAAACUUUAUGAAGUCUCUUAUACAAUAAGAACGUCCUGUUGUCGAUGAUUCGAAUGUUUGGGUGGCGAGAAAAACUUGAGAGCCUUCAUUGCCAUACGUAUUAUGUGUUGUAAUAUGAUCAAAGAUCCUUCAAAGAGUGUAUGUUACUAAAGAUUUUAAAUUACUUAAAUUUGAGGUGGUCUGGAUAAGUAGACCGGAAUUGAAC
This is a messenger RNA of Eruca vesicaria subsp. sativa (arugula), 1313 nucleotides long. The record is from the annotation of a GenBank genome assembly. NCBI's taxonomy places the organism in Eukaryota, Viridiplantae, Streptophyta, Magnoliopsida, Brassicales, Brassicaceae.